This is a messenger RNA of Sceloporus undulatus (fence lizard), 2454 nucleotides long. RefSeq names its product transmembrane protein 178A (gene TMEM178A). Gene Ontology annotation, cellular component: endoplasmic reticulum membrane. The coding region runs from base 160 to 930 and encodes 256 amino acids. The transcript has 4 exons. Gene Ontology annotation, biological process: negative regulation of osteoclast differentiation; regulation of cytosolic calcium ion concentration. The record is from RefSeq and is a predicted model, not a curated record. NCBI's taxonomy places the organism in Eukaryota, Metazoa, Chordata, Lepidosauria, Squamata, Phrynosomatidae.
GGCGACGGGCGAGGGCUCCCGCAGCCUGGCUCCUGGCCGGCGCCGCCGUCCUUGCUUUGUGUCUCCGCCGCCGCCGCCGCGUGCGUCCCUCCCUCCCUCCUUUCCUGGCUCGGCGGGGAGCGUGGCCGAGGGAGGCGGCGGCUGGGGCUGAGGGGCGCCAUGCGGGUGUCUCCGGUGGGCGCCCUCAGCCUGUGCCUCAGCCUGGGCUCCCUGGCGCUCCUCCUCACCGCCAUCUUCACCGACCACUGGUACCACACCGACCCCCGCAGGCACCGCAGGAGCUGCCAGGACCGAGACGGAGGAGAAGGAGGCGGCGGCGGCGGCAGCAGCAGCAGCGCCCCCUCGCCCCCCGAGCAGCGCCGCCGCCUGCUGCCGCUCCCGCAGCUGCCCCUCCGAGCCAGAGCCAGCCCCGGCGGCGCCCGACGGCAAAGCCAGCCCCUGCCCUCCGCCGCCUCCGCCACCGCCGGGGAUGUGGUGCUGCUGGGCGGCUGGGGAGCCCUGCUGGGCCUGGCCCGGCUCCAGUCCCCCUGUGGCCGGAGGCCCCUCUUCGCCUCUCACGCGGGGCUCUGGAGGAAGUGCUACUACUUCCCAGGGAGGGACCCGGACCUCGACAGCCUCCUCCAAAGGGGUAUUGCUCAGAGAUGUACAGCAAUCAAAUACCACUUUGCUCCACCGAUACGUUUACGGAACACCCCGUUCAAUUUAACCAAGACCAUCCAACAAGAUGAAUGGCACCUGCUACAUCUAAGAAGAAUCACAGCAGGUUUCCUUGGGAUGGCAGCAGCUGUUCUUCUCUGCGGGUGUAUCGUAACUACAGUCAGCUUCUUUUGGGAGGAAAGCCUCACACAGCAUGUUGCUGGUCUUCUUUUCCUUAUGUCAGGCGCAUCAUCAUCAAAUGGAAACAAAACAAAGAGGCUUGUACCACCUUAAAGAUGCAUUAUUUCCCAAAUCUCCAUGAUCCAUCUCAUCGGUUACAUCUGAUGAAGGGUUGCUGUAAAUUCAUUAAAUUUUGAAAGUGCCACAAACUUUCUUGUUUUGCUGUUACAAACUAAUACUCUUGUUCUUUGGGGAGUGUGGCAGUUCUGCUUUCAUUGCAUGCAACGUUUCACUUAGCUUGUCCAGUUCUACUAUUAGGCAGAGUGAGGCAGCUGCUUCAGGAAGCAGAUGUUGUAGGACAGGGACAGGUGAUGAGAUAUUGGAAGACAAAGUUGUUUAAGCCACACAGCUUACUCUAACCCUCGUGUAGAAUGAAGGAUUUCCCCAUUACCAGUACGUGAAGGGUGAGCUGCCAGACCAGUUGGCUUUUCAUUAUGAAAUGGAGAGAAUUGCCAACUUGUUUUUUCCACACAGAUAGCAAAUGUCUUAAUCAGCUUUGAAGUGAUCCUGACACCUUAAAUCUAUUGAUAGCUAGAGGUUUUCAUGCCUGUGGGGUGUUGAAUCUGUUCUAGAUUUUAAUCCAGACCUUAACUGUUGGGAUAUGUGUUCUUGUAUUGUGUUAUCUUUUGUUGUGAACCGCUGUGAUCUGUAUAGGAAUAGCGGUAUAAAAAUAAAAUUUCAUUAUUUCCUUCAUUAAAGGAACUAUGUAGGAUGCUACAACCAAACCCCAAAUAGCUAUACCUUGGGAUAGUUCCUUUACACUUCAGGGGUUAGAUGAUGGCCUAUGGUGCCCCAUCCAACUCGAUACUGCUAUGAUUGUAUAAUUCUAUUCACAGUAAAAUCUAGAGAAGAUUCACCACCUCACCAGCAUGGGAUCUACCAGCCACAGUUUUGAGAAGGGAGAUGAGAUAGAAUAGGACAAAUUAGACCUGUGGAAUGCUUCAGAAUCACUAUGUAUUUCACUGGACAUUUGGAAAUUAAGAUCCUAUACAGUAUCAUCAAUAAGUAAAGCUUCCCAUAAUGUACUGACUAAUUUAGGCAGGAGCAUUCUUCCCAGUUCUAAGUUCAGUCAAGUGAAGCUGAACAGGAAGAGGCCUCUCUGGCUAGAUCUUUUUAGAAAGUCUGCCUCAUUUUCAGAAUCACUCUGAAGUGACUAAUGCCAAGAUAUGCAUAAUAGAUUUUGCCUGUUAUUUUAAAUCUGCCUAUAACACAAAGAAUUUAGCAUAACAGUAAAUCUAGCAGCCACUGUCAGAACCAUUUUCAGCCUUAUAGUUUUCCAUAACUUGUAACACGAUCCAACUUUACUCUCUCGAGCUGUCAUUUAAGUUUCUGCCUGAAUUAGGCAUUUCUUUAAGUGGAAGGAGAGUGGGAAGUCAAUGAAAAACUUUACUAUUCUUCAAAGAGAUGGAAAUGCUUCUUUUUAUGAAUCUUGAAAUUCAUAUUUUUUUCCUCUUACAAAAGAAAAAGACAAAAUGUUGGCGGGGGGGGGGGGACUAAUUAAACGAAAUGAGACUUCCCAACAGAAUUCCUUUUGCUGUUGAGGACAUUUUAUUAUGUUUUAAUUAAUUUUUUCUAACA